Messenger RNA from Prunus avium (sweet cherry), 4135 nucleotides. The record is from RefSeq and is a predicted model, not a curated record. NCBI's taxonomy places the organism in Eukaryota, Viridiplantae, Streptophyta, Magnoliopsida, Rosales, Rosaceae.
GUAUUUAAUCUUUAUUAGCAUUUACCAGCAAGCUCACAACACUCCCACCUCCGUCCAAAAUGCACCCAAUCCUCCUCUCUCCCAUCCUCAACCUCCUCCUUCUCCUCUUCUUCUUCUACUCCUUGGACGCCACGACAUCGUUUUGGCCUAAGGAAACACAGGAAACACAGCCUAAGGAAACCCCUUCCGUCUGCUCCCAGACUUUCGCCUGUGGCCCGCUCCAAGGCCUCUCAUACCCGUUCACCGGCGGGGCGCGCCCUGGCCAUUGUGGUCCACCGGAGUUCCACAUCAGCUGCGUGGAUGACUCGCCCGAGCUGACCAUCAUGUCGCUGAGGUACCGAAUUCUCGAACUCAACCUGGUUCACAAAAAUCUAAGGUUAGUCCGCUCAGACCUCUGGAACUCGACAUGCACAGACAAACUCGCCAACGUAACUAUCAAAUCCGAGUUCUUCGCCUCCAGUGAGAACGACGACACGGAGGUGUCCAUUUUCUACGGCUGUAAUUCCUCUACCAUUACCCCAAAGCCUGAGAAUUGGUUUCCCUGCAACGUCAAUCUGCCUUUCAACGACUCUUAUUACCUGAUGGGGACGUUCCCGAUCCACCCGAUUAUGGGCGAUGUCAACUGUGAGAUUGAAACUACAGUGCCGAUUCUCAAGACCGCGGCUGCGAAGCUCGGUGCCAAUAGGUCGCUGUUUCAGGAAGCGAUCAUGGAAGGCUUUAAUGUUAACUAUACCAACCCUUAUGAUAAUGAAUGCGCUAAAUGUCUUUAUUUUAAAGGGGGCUGUGGGUUUGACUCCAAUUCGAGCCGGCCCGUUUGCUUUUGUGGGGAUCGGGUUUGCGACAUAUCAGGGAUUGUAGCGGGUGUAACUUCCGCCAUUGUUUUCAUUGUUUUUAUGGUAUACACAUUAAAAAAAGAAGUGCUUUUCUUCAAGAAAUAUAAGAAGAAUGAGAUUGACAUCCAGGAAGUUAUAACAAAUAAUGGAUGGAUGGCCCCAAAGAGGUAUAGUUACUCCGAUGUGAAGAAGAUGACUCAUUGGUUCAAAGAUCAAAUAGGUAAAGGAGGAUAUGGCACAGUAUACAGAGGAAAGCUACCUGAUGGCCUUCUGGUGGCAGUUAAAGUCCUAAGUGAGUCCAAGGGUAAUGGAGAAGACUUCAUUAAUGAAGUUGCUAGCAUUGGUAGAACUUCCCAUGUCAACAUAGUCACUCUUUGUGGAUUCUGUUAUGAGAGGGACAAAAGAGCUUUGAUUUAUGAAUUCAUGCCUAAUGGAUCUCUGGAUAAUUUCAUACGUAAGCAAGGAUCUGAAAUGGCAAAUUCUCGCUUAGAAUGGAAACAACUAUCUGAAAUUGCAGUCGGCAUUGCCCGAGGACUAGAAUACUUACACCGUGGAUGUAAAACAAGAAUUGUGCAUUUUGACAUAAAGCCACAGAACAUUCUUUUGGACAAAGAUUUUUGCCCAAAAGUAGCUGAUUUUGGCCUUGCCAAAUUGUGCAAAAGAAAGGAGAGUAUCGUAUCGAUGCUUGGGACAAGGGGAACUGCUGGAUACAUCGCACCAGAAGUAUUUAGCUGGAACUUUGGAGGCGUAUCUCACAAAUGUGAUGUUUACAGCUACGGGAUGUUGGUUCUUGAAAUGGUUGGAGCAAGAAAGAAUUUGGAUUCGGCAGUGUCUCAUACGAGUGAAAUGUUUCCGCAUUACAUUUAUAAAGAUCUAGAGCUAGACAAGGAUGAGAAUGUUUUUGGGGCAACCACAGAGGAGGAAAAACAAAUAGCAAGAAAGAUGGUAUUAAUAAGUCUGUGGUGCAUUCAGACCAAUCCUUCUGAUCGGCCAUCAAUGAGCAAAGUGGUAGAGAUGCUGGAAGGACCCCUUCAUUCCUUGCAAAUUGCACCAAAGCCUUUGUUGGUUUCUCCUACAAUAGCUGCAGAAGACUGUAUGACCACAUCUCAACCAUCUGAAACAGAAGACUCUAUGACCACAUCAAAGCCUUUGCGUGUAAGCUUAAGACAUAUCGGUAUAUUAAACUAUGAUGUUUCAAUUGGAUUUGACAUUGUAGCGGAAUUUGUUUGUGGGAUAUAUAUGCUUUGGGAAGUAUACAGAUCUUUGGGUGAGGAUGAUGAGCAAUACCUCAACUGCAGUGCUUCGUUUCCAUGCGCAAAUAUUCCGAAUAUUGGUUACCCUUUUUGGGGAUCAAGCCGGCCCGAUUAUUGUGGCUACCCGGAAUUCAAGUUGAACUGCACUGGGGACGCCCCAGUGAUCUCAUUCCAGGACGAAGAUUAUCGAGUCCUGGAUAUCAACCAAAGUGCAAGUACUCUCAGAAUCGCUAGGACAGACUACUGGAACAACGUUUGUCCUGUGUCACCUGGCAACACCACAAUAGAAGUAAACCAUGUAGAAUAUGCUUCAGAUGUUGAAGAACUACUGCUGUUCUAUGACUGCCCCCCACUCAAUAUUCCUCUUCCAAUUCAGCUAACAAGUCAGUUCAACUGCAGCAUAAACAGCACUGCCAAUUACAUCAAUUACUUUAUCACACAAAACCUCACGAAUUCAGGGCUUACGAAUAUUCGUGAUACCUUUGCAACGUGCAACACGACUAUCACUACCCGCGCUUCGCAAUCAGCGAGUGUGAAUUUGGCUAUGAAUUCGACCAAGGACAAUCUAGUUGCUGAUCUUGAUUCCGGUUUUGGGUUGACAUGGGAUGCAAGUAAUAACUUGUGUAAGCAAUGUAACGGAUCUGGUGGUCAGUGCGGCUACAAUACAUCUACAACUGAGUUCACGUACUUAGCAGCCAAUGCCAAAGGGCUUUGGCUCAAAUUAUCCACCAAGAGACAUUGUCAGCAGUGGGACUCGAACCUAGGCCUUGAUAGCAAAGAUAAAGGGUCUUUACCAAUUGAACCAACCCUCGUUGUUUCAGGAAAAAAGAAGGAAAUUGCAAUGGGUUUGGCUGUUGGAUUUUACGUGAUGGUAAUCAUUCUUUGUAUUAUAUGCAUAGCAAGGAAAAGAACGGUCAAGAAAGAUAAGAGGGAUGAGUUUGAUGCUGAGGCUAAGAGGGAUGAGUUUGAUGUUGAGGCAUUUAUAAGGAACUAUGGAUCGCUUACUCCAAAGAGGUAUACCUACGCAAACGUCAAGCAAAUGACAGACUCUUUCAAAGAUAAAAUAGGUAAAGGUGGAUAUGGAACCGUGUACAAAGGCAGGCUACCAGAUGGCCUUCUCGUGGCGGUCAAAGUUCUAAGCGAGUCCAAGGGUAAUGGAGAAGACUUUAUUAAUGAAGUUGCGAGCAUUGGUAGAACCUCCCAUGUCAACAUAGUCAUUCUUUAUGGAUUCUGUUAUGAGCGGGACAUAACAGCUUUGAUUUAUGAGUUCAUGCCUAACGGAUCUCUGGAUAAUUUCAUACAUAAGCAUGGAUCUGAAAUGGCAAAUUGUCGCCUAGAGUGGAAAACACCAUCUGAAAUUGCAGUUGGCACUGCUCGGGGACUAGAAUACUUACAUCGUGGAUGUAACACAAGAAUUUUGCAUUUUGACAUAAAGCCACAGAACAUUCUUCUCGACAAAGAUUUUCGCCCAAAAAUCUCUGAUUUUGGCCUUGCCAAAUUAUGCAAAACGAAUGACAGUAUUGUAUCGAUGAUGGGGGCAAGAGGAACUGCAGGAUACAUUGCACCAGAAGUGUUUAGCCGGAACUUUGGUGGAGUAUCUUACAAAUCUGAUGUUUACAGCUACGGGAUGUUGGUUCUUGAAAUGGUUGGAGCAAAAAAGAAUUUGGAUCCGGGAGUGUAUCAUACGAGUCAAAUGUUUCCAGAUUAUGUUUAUAAAGAUCUAGAGCUAGAAAAGGAUGAAAAUGCAUUUGGGGCAAUCACAGAGGAGGAAAAAGAAAUAGCAAGAAAGAUGGUAUUAAUAAGUCUGUGGUGCAUUCAGACCAUUCCUUCUGAUCGGCCAUCAAUGAGCAAAGUUGUAGAGAUGUUGGAAGGCCCCCUUCAUUCCUUGCCAAUUGCACCCAAGCCUUUCUUGUCUUCUCCUACAAUAGCUGCAGAAGACUCUAUGACUACAGUAGCUGCAGAAGACUCUGUGACCACAUCCCAACCAUCUGAAAUGGACUAAGGCAAUUAGUUUCAUUAGAAGAUCUCUUGUAAGAAAGUUGGCUUGGU